AUGCCUGACGGAGAAGAAGAUCUUUCGUCGUUACCAUUGCCGGACCGAUUCUCCCACAAGAAUUGGAAAGUCAGAAAGGAAGGUUACGAAGAUGCGAAGCAGCAGUUUGAAAAGACGCCCGACGAGUCGCAUCCAGUGUUCGCUCCGUUUAUACAAGAACCCAGCCUCUGGAAAGGCGCUGUCGCAGAUUCCAACGUCGCCGCCCAACAAGAAGGCCUCGGGUCAUAUUGUUCGUUCCUGAAAUUCGGAGGUGUUCAGGCUUGCACAAGAACUCGUGGAUAUACCGUCUCCGCUAUCGUUGAGAAAGGUCUCCCAUCAACACGGCCCGCCGCCAAAACGAGCGCGCUGGAAGCGCUUUUACUAUGCGUCGAGUUCGACAAAGCAGACCCCGUUAUCGAAGAGAUCGUGCCCACACUUUCGCACAAAGUACCCAAGGUGAUUGCGGCGGCAUUGGUGGGGUUGAAAGCCAUCUACCAUAACUUCGGAUGCAAGAUCGUCGAUCCCAAACCAGUCCUCAAGGCGCUUCCCAAGGUAUUCGGACACGCGGAUAAGAAUGUCCGUGCUGAGGCUCAGAAUCUCACCGUCGAGCUAUACCGGUGGCUGAAAGAGGCUAUCAAACCGCUUUUCUGGGGUGAAUUGAAGCCUGUGCAACAACAAGAUCUCGACAAACUCUUCGAAAACGUUAAACAAGAACCCGCACCGAAGCAAGAAAGAUUUACGAAAGCCCAGCAAGAUGCCAUGGCAGCAGCUAGUGCAGCCCCUGACGAUGAUGAGGGUGAGGGUGAAGGUGGUGAGGAAGAUGCGGAGGAGGAUGGUGGUGAGAUCGACGCAUUUGAUCUCGCAGAGCCCGUUGAUGUGCUUUCGAAAAUUCCCAAGGACUUCCAUGACAACCUGUCAUCGUCCAAGUGGAAAGACAGGAAAGAAGCUCUGGACGCACUCUAUUCGAUUAUUAACGUUCCUCGGAUCAAGGACGGCCAAUUCGAUGAUAUCGUUAGGGCAUUGGCCAAGUGUAUGAAAGACGCCAACAUCGCAGUCGUGACAGUUGCGGCCCACUGUAUUGAUCUACUGGCAAAGGGUCUAAAGUCUAGCUUUGGUAAACAUCGCGCAACAAUCAUGGCGCCCAUCAUGGAACGGUUGAAGGAAAAGAAACAAAGUAUUGCAGAUGCCUUGGGUCAAGCACUCGACUCAGUGUUUGCAUCAACAAACUUGUCGGAAUGUCUAGAAGAGAUUCUCGAAUACCUGAAGCACAAGAACCCUCAGGUGAAGCAGGAAACCGUGAAGUUCCUUGUCCGCUGUCUCCGAACCACCAGGGAUGUCCCAUCUAAGCCAGAACAGAAAAUGAUUGCAGAGGCUGGUACCAAACUUCUUACCGAUUCCAGUGAAGUGAACCGUGCAGGAGGUGCUGAAGCGCUUGGAACGUUGAUGAAGAUUAUCGGAGAACGCGCAAUGAAUCCUUUCAUGGACGGUCUUGACGAUAUCAGAAAAACCAAGAUCAAGGAAUACUUCGAAACCGCCGAAGUCAAGGCCAAGGAGCGGCCCAAGCCUAUUGUUGGCCCACCCAAGACUGCCGGCCCUGCUGGGAAGAGACCAGUAGCAAAGAAACCGGCAUUGGGUGCGAAGAAACCAGCGCCUGCUGCUGCCGCACCUCCUCCAGAAGAACCAGCCCCAGCGCCCAAACCUGCUGCCAAGGCCUCGGCGAGACCAGGUGGUGUUCCGAAGCCUGGCGCCCUUCCUACGCCAGGAUCUGGCCUCAAGAAGAGACUUGCUGGUCCAGGGGCGACUGCCUCUCCGCAACGACGAGUCGCAUCUCCACCCCAAGAUGAGCAACCACCACCGCCCGCUGUGCCUAAGUUUGGUCUUGGACGAGGCCUCGCUGGCCGUCCUAUCGCGAAGCCCUCUCCUCCCCCCUCCGCUGAAUCUACUCCUCCACCAGCCCCAGAAAUGAGCGGAAUGUCCAGCUCUGACCGGGCAGAACUGGAAGAGCUGCGGCUGGAAAAGGACCGAUUCAUGCGCAUGAUCGAGGACAUGAAGUACGAGCGCACCAAGCUGAACUCGCAAGUCACAGAGCUGCAGAACCAAAACGCACAACUUAUCGAAGACCACACAAGAGACGUCCUAAGCGUCAAGGCCAAGGAAACGCAACUGGUCCGCGCACGCAGUGACGCAGAAUCCGCAGAACAAACCGUCCAAAAGCAAACGCGGGAAGUCGAACGCCUAAAGCGUGAACUUGCCCGCUCCCUCCGCGCCACCGCAAUGAGCCCUCCCAACACAAUCGCAGACAACAUCAGCAUGUCCAUCCCAGAGGGCACCCCGGACACAGGCAGUAACGGCAACGGCCCCGGCGCGACCCCCCGCGUAAGCAGCCUCCAAAUGGGCUCCCGCCUCGAAAGCUCCCGCCCACGCAGCUUCGCCUCCGCUUCCCCCAUCGAAGACAAUCAGAACAACAACAACAACAACAAUAACAAUAACAAUAACAAUAACAACAGCUUAGAAUCCCCCGGUGGUCCGAAUACCAGGGAUAGCGGCCUUGGACGACGCAAGUUCAGUCCUACCUUCGGAACGAGCCAGUCUGGUCUUGCUAGUCCGACGAGGUCGUCGCGGGUUGGGUCUGGUAGUUACUCUGGGGAGGAUCAGGGUCAACGGAGCACAGAGCCGGCGGAGAACUGGAAGAGAGCUGCGGAGGUUACGAGUCAGUUGAAGGCGAGGAUAGAGGCUAUGAAGGCACGACAAGGCAUUUCACGACCAGCUGGUCGCUAA
Aspergillus glaucus CBS 516.65 is the source of this 2757-nucleotide messenger RNA. RefSeq names its product putative spindle pole body component. Gene Ontology annotation, biological process: microtubule polymerization; mitotic spindle organization; establishment or maintenance of microtubule cytoskeleton polarity. Gene Ontology annotation, cellular component: microtubule plus-end; spindle pole body; centrosome. Gene Ontology annotation, molecular function: microtubule plus end polymerase activity; microtubule plus-end binding. The transcript is spliced from 4 exons. Lineage: Eukaryota; Fungi; Ascomycota; Eurotiomycetes; Eurotiales; Aspergillaceae. Bases 1 to 2757 code for a protein of 918 amino acids. The record is from RefSeq and is a predicted model, not a curated record.